This is a messenger RNA of Cicer arietinum (chickpea), 990 nucleotides long. RefSeq names its product very-long-chain (3R)-3-hydroxyacyl-CoA dehydratase PASTICCINO 2A-like. Gene Ontology annotation, cellular component: endoplasmic reticulum membrane. Gene Ontology annotation, biological process: sphingolipid biosynthetic process; fatty acid elongation; very long-chain fatty acid biosynthetic process. The record is from RefSeq and is a predicted model, not a curated record. Gene Ontology annotation, molecular function: 3-hydroxyacyl-CoA dehydratase activity. NCBI's taxonomy places the organism in Eukaryota, Viridiplantae, Streptophyta, Magnoliopsida, Fabales, Fabaceae.
GGCUAACUCCCAAAACCAUGUUAGCCUAUAUUACCCAAUCAUUUACACAAACAUCAAUUCCACAAAUUUCAUUCAACUUUUAACUUCAAUUCAAUUCAAUUCAUUUUUUAUUUUCUCCUCUCAGAUCUCUUUUCAUCAUCAUCACUUCCUUCAAUGGCUACUCUCUUCUCACCUCUUAGACGACUCUACCUCACCCUUUACAACUUCACCGUUUUAUUUGGAUGGCUACAAGUUCUGUAUCUUGUUUUGAAGACAUUGAAGGAAUUGGGUCACGAGCAUGUUUACACUGCAGCAGAAAAGCCUUUGCUUUAUGCUCAAACUGCUGCUGCAUUAGAGAUUCUUCAUGGUUUAGUGGGGUUGGUGAGAUCUCCAAUAACAGCAACAUUGCCUCAGAUAGGUUCAAGGCUGUUUCUGGUAUGGGGCAUCUUGUGGAGUUUUCCUGAGACUCGAACUCAUUUACUUGUUAGCUCCCUACUAAUCAGCUGGUCUAUCACUGAGAUAAUUCGCUAUUCUUUCUUCGGGUUUAAAGAGGCUUUUGGAUCUGCCCCAUCAUGGCUUUUGUGGCUUAGAUAUAGCACAUUCUUAAUUUUGUAUCCAACAGGCAUAAGCAGUGAAGUUGGUUUGAUAUACAUUGCCUUACCAUUCAUUAAGGCAUCUGAGAAAUAUUGCAUAAGGAUGCCUAAUACAUGGAACUCUUCGUUCGAUUACUUUUAUGCCGCAAUUCUUGUAUUGGGAAUAUACGUUCCAGGUAGUCCUCACAUGUACAAAUACAUGCUCGUGCAAAGGAAGAAAGCACUCUCGAAACCGAAGAGCGAGUAGUAUGACAUCUGUAGUUUUCAUUUUUUUGCCAAACACAUGAUGUAUAGACAUGUCAUGUCCUGGUUUGGAUCUGCAUAUAUGUAUCUAGUGAAAAUUUGACUUUCUUGUUAAUGUAUCAGUAAAAUACAACAUGCCAGAUAUAUAUAUGAUCCGUUAUUUUGUCUUUUCAUA